AUGCCCGACCGAUGGCCUCCCGCGCUGGAGAUCCCGCGCGCGCUCAAUGACGACCCCGCGUUCCACGCCGCGGCGCCGGACGCGUACGUGUGCGCGCUCACGCGCGAGGUGAUGAAGAAUCCCGCCGUCGUCGGACGCACGGGACGGAGCUACGAGCGCGCGGCGAUCGACGCGUGGAUCGCGCGCCACGGGCGCGAUCCCGUCGCGACGAGCGUCAAAGUGACGCGCGAGGACGCCGCGCCGAAUCGCGCGGUGCGGGCGUCGAUCGAGCGGUACGUCGCGCGCGAGACGGCGAGGCGCGCGCGAGGGGCGGCGACGGCGAACGAAGGCGCGAACGAAGACGCGAACGAAGACGCGAACGAAGACGCGAACGAGACGGACGACGAGGAAGACGAUGAGGAAGACGAGACGAGCGAUGGGGAAGGAGAGGCGAAGGAAUCGGGCGGGACGGCGGUGAACUGGCGCGCGAGAGUGGAGACGGCGACGCGCGAGACGGCGACGCGCGAGACGGCGGAGACGAGAAAGGUGCGCAGAUAUUUGUUUCCGCGGCGACGCGUCGACGUCGUGAGGGCUGAGUUUCUCGUGACGUCAGUGACGUAUCCACAGCGCGCCGAUGAGCCCGACGGGAAGUUUUUCAGGUUUAAAAUGGAAGACUUGACGAAAAUCGUCGGCGAUUGGGCGGGCGAGGAUUUGGAGGCGUACAAAAAGGGUGAGGUUAAAGACGGUCAAGGCGCGUCGUUCGUCGUGAGACGCACGGAUAAGGAUGGGAACGUUAAAGGUACGAAAACAGUGUGCGUCUGGGGUGGGCCGAAAGGACAAGGUGUUGGACGCUGGAACCCGGCGGUUCGCGCAAAGGCGGGCGACUGGGCUGUCGGCGAUAAAGUCACUUUGAUGAAUUACAGCGAAGCGCUCGCGAUGCCACCGCGGACGUUUCCACUAUCUAUCAAAGAGUACAAAAUACACUCACCCACGGGCUGGAACCUCCCCGCGAACGCUAUCCGUUUCGGCCAAGCUGGUUUGAUCGGGCACUGGUGGAAGACGCUCGACGUAGAGUUCGUGUUGGAUGACUCAAACGUAGGUACGCGAGUGUACGGCGUUCACACCGAUGCGCCGUAUGAAACUCUCAAAUUUGAAGUCCAAGCUCUUCGCUCUGACGGACGGUGGCACAAAGUUCGCUUAAGCUCGAAGAAAGUACCUUGGGGACGCACGUUUAAGCGUCCGGUUGAUGACGCUACGUCCAUUCGCGUGACGUGGCCAGAUACUGAUUUGCACAAGUUACCUCUCAGUGCUCACCGUAGUGGCGAAGGUUUACACGCCAACAUCGUCGGUUCUACGACUGAUAUCGACAUAUUAUCCGUGGUUCACCCCACGGCAGGGGCUGACGGUAAAUAUUUCCGCUUCGACCCCGCAGCCAUGGCGGCGGCGCGCGGCGGUGCGCGUGACUGGGAAGGGACGUAUACUUGCUAUGUGCUUCGCACUGGCGUCCGAGAUAAAGUGACGUUCAAACAUGGACCGCUCGGCAAAUCUGCCUCGAAGACUUUAUAUCGACACGUCGAGUCCGACGAUGAAGAUACGAAGCCAAAAAAGUCCUUUUUAGCUACCGUCGCGGGCAAAGGGCGCAAGUUUAUUCGCUUCGGCAAGUCACGCAGCGAAAUAGAGGCGGGAGAGAACGACGACGUCUCCGAAGAUGAUGACGCGGAGACUGGCGAAGAAGUUGUCGCCGACGACGCUGACACGAAUGAAGACGUUGAGAAAGAAGAGCAUGAACUCGUGCAAGCACUCGGUAUUGGAUGCUAUUCCACCGGCGCUCGCCCGGGAGACUGGCGCGUCGGCGACGUCAUCUUGCUCAAGCGCUACGUCCUUCAGCCCGGCGUCGUGGAGCCCUCGCGACCAGCCGCAUCAACACGCAAAGAUGGAUACGAAGAGGCGUCAAAAACAGACGAGUGGUUCCGGGUCUACCACCCGGACCCGAUCGAACCCAAUCAAGUCGACGAAGUCGUCAUUCCCGACACCUAG
Ostreococcus lucimarinus CCE9901 is the source of this 2016-nucleotide messenger RNA. RefSeq lists its product with no specific name. Gene Ontology annotation, molecular function: ubiquitin-protein transferase activity. The record is from RefSeq and is a predicted model, not a curated record. Gene Ontology annotation, biological process: protein ubiquitination. NCBI's taxonomy places the organism in Eukaryota, Viridiplantae, Chlorophyta, Mamiellophyceae, Mamiellales, Bathycoccaceae. The transcript has a single exon. Bases 1 to 2016 code for a protein of 671 amino acids.